Messenger RNA from Prosopis cineraria, 1552 nucleotides. RefSeq names its product glutamyl-tRNA(Gln) amidotransferase subunit C, chloroplastic/mitochondrial. Gene Ontology annotation, biological process: regulation of translational fidelity; glutaminyl-tRNAGln biosynthesis via transamidation. Gene Ontology annotation, molecular function: glutaminyl-tRNA synthase (glutamine-hydrolyzing) activity. The coding region runs from base 798 to 1244 and encodes 148 amino acids. Gene Ontology annotation, cellular component: chloroplast. NCBI's taxonomy places the organism in Eukaryota, Viridiplantae, Streptophyta, Magnoliopsida, Fabales, Fabaceae. The transcript is spliced from 6 exons. The record is from RefSeq and is a predicted model, not a curated record.
CCACCAAAAAAAAAAAAACGAUCGAAACUAGCCUCGCGCCCUUAAACCCAUAGGCCAUAGCAUAUGGAUCAGCCAACCAUUGUUCCAAAUUCCAACCAUUCCCUUAUUCAUACAAUGUAUCCGCUUUCAAAAGAAAUCAUGCCUGGCCACGGUCAUCUGUUAAAAAAAAAAACGAGCAGAGAUCGAACGCACACACGCGACGUCUGGCGAGCAACAACAAGAACAACGGACAGCGGCAACGGAGAACUUCUGAUCGGAGAUCUUGUUGAGUAGAUAAGUGACAGCGAUGCCAAAAGAAGAAGAAGAAGAAGAAGAAAGGAAAGGGAGUCCAGAAAACAGAUCAGAGACGACGACGGCGACGAGUGAAGAGAGGAGAGGGAGAGAGGCAGGGAGCACGACGAAAGGAAGGAAAGAGAGCACUUACGAGUUUUUGAGCCAAAAGCCCUUCAAUUUUUUUUUUUUUUAAUCCAGACACUUCAAGUUUCUAAUGGGCUUUUCGGACCUCAACCGAGAGGCUGUAGUUCCAAAACGCACAACCUCGAUGCGUUUCGACCUUAUCGGCUCCAUCAAUCAUCACUCAUCAGACUAGCAUUGGCUUGCGAUUCAAGUGGAGGCAGAAGAGGAAGCCUGGGAGGGUAUUCAAUUAAUCCCGCUGUGAAAGGUCGAGAGUGAAUUAGCGAAGUUUCGUCUUGGUUUUGUAACAGGUUGAGAGAAAGGGACACAACUUCUACAUAUUUAACGGCCAAGAAGCAGAGUCCCACUGUCUGAUAGUCAGAAUUAAUGCAAAAUUGAAACAGAUGGGAAGCAGAGUCUUUUUGCUCAGGGGAUUGUCAUACUCAUCAGCAAUGCGCAAUAGCUUCCUUACCACCUCCAGGAGUAGUUGCAACAACUUUGGUUUCCCAAAAGUUACUGUUCCUCACAAUAAAGUACGAAGCUGCUCAUCAACAAAAAUUCAGUCUCCACCACCAGAUGUAACUCAUUUGGCAGAAACAGCUCGAAUUGCUCUUACACCAAAUGAGGUGGAAGAAUUUGCUCCCAAAAUUCAACAAGUGAUAGAUUGGUUUGGACAGCUUCAAGGUGUUGAUCUAGAAAGCAUCGAACCCUCCAUCAGAGCAGAUACUGAAAACAACAAUGUGCGUGAUGAUGUUCCUGAGACUUUCAACGACAGGGGCACCAUGGUUGCUUCCAUUCCAAGCUACGAGGAGCCUUACAUCAAAGUUCCAAAGGUCUUAAACACGGAAUGAAAUUGGGUAGCUGAGUUUUAGAGGAUAAGGAAGUGCAUGUAGACAAUUGGUUUGUACUGCGUUUCUUUUUAAUUUACAUCAAAUGGCCGAACACCCAUUUUGAAUUUCUAUUGUGGGAUUCAAUCUAUCAACUUUUGCGCUUUCAACUUUCCCCAAUGUCAUUGUUUCCAUGUUGUGAAACAUAAACUGAAGCCUCAGCACAAGCAGGUCUGACCAGGAGAAGAUGGGGCCUUUUAGGCUAGGUCAUGAUUCAUGAGAGAAAGUAUGUUUAAUACUCUUGUAUAAUGUAGAAGGAUUUUUGUGUUUCA